AUGCCUGGGAGAUUCUGGGGAGAGGCAGUAAUGACGGCCGUUUAUCUCCUCAAUCGGUCACCAACCCGAAGCCUCGACGGGAAGACGCCAUAUGAGGCCUGGGGGCGAGCUCACGUGUCUCGCGACGUCGUCUUCGACGAAAGCACCUUCUGGCAGUGGAAUGACGUGAUCGAGGCAGACCAUAAUCCAAAUCAAUUCACGGUGGAGUACCUCGUCACCGAGCCGGAAGAAGGAGCCCAGCAUCAGGAGCCGUCACCGCCGCCAGCAGGUGCACCCCCUGAACCAGUGGAAUUCGCAACACCACGGACUGCGAAUUCGACGCUGGAUGCCGAUCACGAUACUUAUCUGGAGGCCAGGUACCGGAGGAUUGAUGACCUAGUGGGAGGAGGUGAACCACCUGGACUGGCAGCGCGCGAGCUCAAAGAAGUGGCCGAACUACAUGCCAUCAGUGCAGAUGAACCGAACACCUUCGCUGAAGCUGAAAAGAACCCGUGCUGGCUGAAGCGCAACAAAAAAAGAGAAGUUGUGAAGUACAAGGCCCGUCUGGUGGUGAAGGGCUAUGUCCAGAAGCUAGGAGUUGACUUCGAAGAGGUAUUUGCGCCAGUGGUAAGGUUAGAAUCCGUUCGUUUCUUGCUGUCAAUUGCGGCACAUUACUCUUGGGAGGUUCACCAUAUGGACGUAAAGUCUGCUUUCCUUAACGAAGAGCUGAAGGAGACCGUCUAUGUCCGACAACCACCUGGCUUCCUGGACAACGACAACCAGAAUAAGGUACUGCGCCUGCACAAGGCACUUUACGGGCUUCGACAAGCCCCACUAGCCUGGAACGCGAAGCUCGACAGUACCUUACUGUCAUNGUCUAUGUCCGACAACCACCUGGCUUCCUGGACAACGACAACCAGAAUAAG
Cucurbita pepo subsp. pepo (vegetable marrow) is the source of this 905-nucleotide messenger RNA. NCBI's taxonomy places the organism in Eukaryota, Viridiplantae, Streptophyta, Magnoliopsida, Cucurbitales, Cucurbitaceae. The record is from RefSeq and is a predicted model, not a curated record.